Messenger RNA from Mus caroli (Ryukyu mouse), 1094 nucleotides. Its product is annotated as secreted and transmembrane protein 1b. The record is from RefSeq and is a predicted model, not a curated record. Gene Ontology annotation, molecular function: cytokine activity. Gene Ontology annotation, biological process: immune response. NCBI's taxonomy places the organism in Eukaryota, Metazoa, Chordata, Mammalia, Rodentia, Muridae. Gene Ontology annotation, cellular component: membrane.
CAUUGCCAGAGGAGCAGGUAAGAAGCUGGAGCAUACACGCAGUGUCCAACAACAACAACAAAAGACACUAACCACAACAACUGUCUCCUGAGGUCCAUCCUAGGAAUGAGCCAUGCUGGCCUACUCUGUAACAUCCUCUGGCCUGUUUCCCAGAAUGCUCUGGGCCCUCCUUCUACUGGCAGCCUCCCUGAAUGCCUAUAACGAUGUCUGGGACAAACCUUGUUGCACUGCGCGUGAAGUGUCUGUAAACAGAGGCAGCCGCGUGGUGAUGGCCUGUAAUAUCUCCAACAACCUCAGAGACGUCACCAUUGAGUUGAUUACCAGUGAAAAGACUAGCAUCAUCUUCAAUCAAACACCUCCAGGAAACUACUCUAAGGAUUCAUGGCAGCUUCAUAUUCAAGGAGGCCAGGCCCAGCUGGUGAUCACAGAUGCUCAGGGCAAACACUCAGGGGAGUACUGGUGGAAGCUGCGUGGAUUCCAGGCAGAGUUCAAAAACUUCACCCUGACUGUUAAUGCUGCAGACAGACAGAAGACAGAGGACUUGCCAGGCACUAAGGUCCCUGAUAAGCCCUCAACUGCAGUGUGGACAGAAGUUAUCAUCAUCGCCAUCGCUACCAUCAUCAUCAUCACAGGAAUCGGUGUAUUCGUUUGGUACAAGCAAUUCCCUGUAGCUCGACAGAUACAAAUUUCAGUACCUUGUCUGAUUCAUGGGUCUCCUGGUAUCCCCUACCUGACACUGCCCCCCUAAAGUCUCUCAAUUCCUGCCUCAAAAGAUACUCAAGGGGCCUUAUUAGCUCCAAACAUCAGGCUACAGAGAACCUCACCUGGCUACGGCUGACAAUCCAAGCCCUGAUUGACAAGAUCACAGGAACUCUCUGUCUCCCAAGCCCUCAUUUUGACCUUGGGACAGGUAGACGUCAGAAUGGGGUCUGUACUCCUCAGGUUCCUCCCAAGACUCCAGGACAAUUUGCACUGAGGACGGCACUGUGGUUUUUAACUGAGGAUACCCUGGAAGUUGUCUGAGCCCCUCCUGUACUCAAAACGUAGACUCUGUUGGGACUUGGGAGACAUCAAAGUAUUUCAGAAUAUCCCAA